UUUUCUAUCCGUGUGAAAAUAUUGCAACUCCUCUCCGAAUAGAGGAGAAAACAAGAAAACAAGAGAAAAAAAACGAAAAUACGUCAACCUUCCAAACCCUCGCUCUGUUUCGAAACAGGGAUUGCUCGUACGGUGGCUGAAUUGGUCGAAGAAAUUCAUUUUGCCCGGCGUAAUCGACGGUCGUCAUCUGAUCGGGGAUUGAAAAUUUUUAUCUUUUCGUGUUUGCGAUCGUUACUUCUGUCAUUAUGACCGUGCCGACGUUCGGAUGACGAAAGCAACUAGGUCUAGUUAUCGUUAACGGAGUGUAUAGCUUCAGAAUGAGCUCUCUCUCCCCAUUUUCACCCCGAUCCACCCAUCCCCUUAACGUCCCCGUCCCCCGUCCACCGACGCGCACCCCUAUUUCUCCACGCUAAACGCAACUAGGGUUUCAACUGUCUUUGUUUUCCUUUCUUCGCAGUGUUGUUCCAAGUGGGACGUGAAACAGUUGUCGAACAUAAAAACUGCGCGAGGGGAAUCUGAAAAAGCGUUCGCGAGUAUUGAAAAAAAAAAAUAAAAAAAAUGGGAAAAAAAAUGGAAAAACAGAAAAAAUCUCUGUACCAAAAACCGAUCGAUUUUUGCGUCGCAUCGAUCCAUUCGAGUUUAAUAUUGUAGAUGAAACUGGAAAAGAGUCGUCGACAGAAAAAAAUAGCAGUUUUGCAAUUCGAAAUAAUUUCGGUUUUUUUUUCAGUUAACAGGGAAAAAACACCGUCUGUUUUGUGAAAUCCAAAAAAAAAAAGGUGGGACCUAAAAAUCGGACAGAUUUGUGCGAGACAAGAGUGUACGUGUGAACGAAAAUGUGCAUCAACAAGAAAAACCGAUCGUUGUAAUUUUUCGAAACGGUACAUCCGAACGAUCAAAAAUUAAACUUACACGAUCGCCAGUUUCGAGUGGUUAUAGACAGUUGUGGGUGCGGUGUAAAAUUUUUCAUAUACAAUCGUGCAAAGUGCGGUGUUAAAAUAAACAAAUAUCCCGACGAAUAAUCGCAAUGGGUACGUAGUCGUCGGACGAUCAUCACCAUCAUCAUUAUAACGACGUAAUUAAUUUGUUACAAAAAUCGGGAUAACAAUCGCGAGAGCGAGAGAGAGCCGUCAGAGUGAGUGGAUCCCGCACCAGUUUUGGUCGCGGUGAGAACGCGAGUGCCACGAGGGUGAUUCCCCGCUCGCGGGAUUUUUCCCCUCUGCGUGAAAAAGCAACCCCGCCAGCGUCGCGGCGCCUAGGAAGGUGACGUUGGUGGGGGCAGGAGGUCGGGGGUCGGGGUCGGGGGAGGCGGCCUCAAAAAUACACCGCAACCACACCGCGCACCUCUACCGCAGAAGCCGCCACUUUCUACCGCCAAACCCAAACGCAACCACUGGCCGCAAGACUUACCCUUAUUCUCGUCCUACGGUUAACUUGGACCCGUGACAACUUCUCAACGGUCGCUCACGUUGCUCCGGUAUUCGUUUCAAGUUUUCGAAGAUAACGUUCGACCGGACGUCGCGGCGAAGAUUCUGCAUUCGAUUUUUUUCACUUUUUCAAACUUCGGCAACGUUCGAUAAUUUCUUUUAUUUUUUUUUUUCGCUCUUCGAUUCGUGAGAGGUUUUUCCUCACCGUUCAAUUUUUCUCUUGCGACGCGUUGAAAUAUUUACGAACAGAUUCAGUGACCGUUGAUCUGUAUCGGUAAAAAUUUGUGCGGGGUAGAAAAAUAUUUUGAUCAAUCGUUUUCGCCACCUCCGCGGUAUUAGUGUGUGAAGUGCGCGGUGAUUUUGGAACAAGAUAUAAAUGUGGAAGGACGAUAAGUUUGAAAUUUUUGAAAAAAGGAACUAGCAAUCGUUGACUUUUAUAUCGUACGGCAGAAAAGUGUUGUGCACAAAGUGACUUGUGGUACAAAAAUCGCAAAUAGUCGAGCGAAGAUCGGAGAUUGAAUUUCUUGCCGAUUUUAAAGCGAGUAAAAAUAUCGCGGCGAUCUAGAACAGAGGAGGGAAAAGAUUCCGGUGUAACUGGAGGAGGAUGUGCGGGAUAUCGGGAUGUAAAAGAGGAGAAUCAACGAAGCAAAAAUACUAAGAAGGGAGAUCAGAAAUCUCGUCGAUUCCAAUAAAACGAAUUUUCCCCGCGACUUGGCAGUCAAGUUUGAAGAAUUUGCAAACGGGCGCUCAGCUCUGUCUAAGGAUAAUGAAAUAAGGAUCAAAGGCUGCCGAAGGAGGAGCACCAGGAGUCUCCCGAUCGCGUCUUUUACGCGUUAUACCUCUAGGUAUACGACCGAGUGUUUCGUUCGAGAACAAAUCUAAUUCCCGAGGGAAGAGAUUGAUAUAUCGGUGCGUUGGUACCGGUUGAGGAAAUUGGUGUUUCACAAACGCCGGUAAUCGUCGGCGUAUUCGUUCCAUCCGAGGAAUCUCCGGGAGACCGUCUUCGCCGAUCCCACCAAUCGAAUUCCCUCGACGAAUAAGGGACAUCCGGGGCGAUUCCGUCCUCAAAUUUCCGAACAUUUGAGAAACGGUAAAAACAGCUUCGAACGAUAAUUUAGGAACCUCCGCCGAAGAAUCUUUUCAUCGAGAUUCGAAGUUCGCGGUGCGAUGAAUUAAUUCGGGAAGGAAUGUACAUUCGCACCUCGUUCUCAUGACGAAUCCUUCGCGUGACGUGCGUUCGGAGGAUCGCUCUCUCAGAUUGGAAUACAGAGACUCAACCGUGGCGUGCGCCAGCACAAGAGGUCGUCGGCCACGGGGCUACUCGAGGCGUAGAAUGCACCUGGCGAACGAGGUGCCAUCGCAGGGCGCCCAGAGCGGAAAUCAUCUACCUGAUUAUCCGCCCAGUGCCGAUCUCCUCGUCGAACGCACCGUCGACGGACUGCUCGCCGAACACCCCGGAGAGUUGAUCAGAACCGGAUGUCCUCACGUCGUCUGCACGGUUCUACCGUCGCACUGGAGGUCGAACAAGACUUUGCCGGUCGCCUUCAAGGUGGUAGCUCUGGGGGAGGUCGGCGACGGUACUCUGGUCACGGUGAGAGCUGGAAACGACGAGAACUGCUGCGCCGAGCUCAGAAAUUCGACCGCCCUCAUGAAGAAUCAGGUCGCCAAAUUCAACGACCUGAGGUUCGUCGGCAGAAGUGGAAGAGGAAAAAGUUUCACCCUCACGAUAAUGCUGCAGACCUCACCGCCCCAGGUGGCGACGCUGUCGAAGGCGAUAAAGGUUACGGUCGACGGCCCGCGAGAACCGAGGUCGAAAACAAGACAUCAAGCUUUCCAUCCGUUUCACUUCGGGCCCCGUCCCUUCACCUUCGGACACCCGCAGGAUCAUCUGGGAUUCAAAUUGACUGGGUUGCAACACCUGAGUCUGGACGGCGUUGGAGGCGGCGGCGGUGCCGGUGGAUGGGGCGGACUCCCUCGUGGCGGUCUCCCCCCGCACUGUCUUCCACCGCCACCCGGCCACCAUUCGCAUUCCCAUCCCCCGUCUGGAGGCGCCUCGGCUUUCAACCCUUUUCACCACGCUAUUGAGCAGCGCUCGCCAAGACUGCCCGCUACUACGGAGUCAUCUCGCGCCGGAGAUCUUGGACCAAUUACGGUGUCCGUUAGAGACGUCAGUCCGACAACGUCCCCCGGGAACGGUCCUGGACUUCUGACCACCGCCGCAGUCGCGGCUCCUACACCCCCGGCCGAACCAACAAACGCCACUUCGAGUCCUUCGACUCACCAUCCGCCUCAUCAUCAUUUUCAAGGUCUUCAUCCGGCGCUUCUCGGCGCGCCCAAUCCGCUGUUCAGUUCGUUGUUCGGUCCGUUGUUACCGCAACAACCGAAUUGGCCGCAACAACCGAAUUGGUUUUACAACCAGUUUUACAAUCAGUUCUCACAAUCGGAAUGGCACGCGUUGGCGUUACGCGUCGCCCAUCAGCGUCUUCAGAGGCCCGAAAUACGACUGGAGGAGCUUCGCAAGCUUCGCGGUUCCAGCGGGAGUCCCGACGGUAGUUCCAAGGACGCUCCGCAACGCGAAAAAGACAGAACAGAGGAGACGGGGGAUGGCGAAGACAGAGCGAGAUCCCGGGGCUCCGAGAGUCCCGAGGGAAGCAUCGAGGUCGACGACGAGUCCGACCGAAGAAUAGAAGGGUUGAGCAUCAGGAUCCACAAGGGUCGGAGGCGGGAGCGUUCGGGGAGCGAAGAAUCCUCAACGGGAGACCGGGAGUCGCCCGGAGAAUCUCCCAGGGGAUCACCGGGCCGGUCGCCCAGCAGCGACGAAGACGACGGCGGUUCCACUCGCGGACCGACCGAGGAAUUGACCAUCCGAUUGCAACCGAACGUCGAGAAUAUCAAGGAAGAAUCGAGUCCCGGCAACGAAAUCGAUCACAGAAGAGACUUGACGAUAAAAAUCAGACUCGAGGAAACUGUAGACCUGAGCACGAAACGAAAUCGCGACAAGGAAAACAGAGAGGAGGACCUCAGCAGAGGUCAAGAUCUCACCACGAGAAGAAAGGAGGACGAGGUCGACCGAGAGACCAUAAGACCGAGGCGAGAGAGGACCCCGAAACCUCGCCACGUCUGGAGACCUUAUUAAGCGCAUUCAAAGGAGAAGAAACGACGAGCGGAAGAAAGUAGACCAGGCCCACGUGGAAACGGUGGUGUAGAAGAUAACCGGAUUUUCCAUUAUUAGAGAUUGUUCGGGAUCAUCGGGAUUGAAAUACUCCGGGGAAGUUCGAAGGAGGAAAUAGGGAUGUUUAGAUCACGGUGGUCGCUGAGUUUUCCCCGCAACGCGUCGGUGGACGAGGUGACCGUCGUGGUUGAGGUUGGUCGAGACGAGGAGAGUCCGGCGGACGCAUCGAGGCGAGGGUUACGAGGCUAUGGAAUUCUACGUGCUGGAAAAUCGUGCGUACGAAACUCCUGCGGAGUACCACACAACGACGAUACCGUUCGCGUUCCGGACCCGCAAGACGAUCUAUUAGCGGAGCGAACGGGGUCCCUAAUUUAUAAUCCGCAACACACGCGCAAAGGGUUGAAAUUACGGUUGGGGGAAAAAAAAAAAGAUUUUUCGUCGACAAAGGGUUGGAAAGCCAGAGCUUCCGAAAUCUAUUUUUCCCGGAAUUCGAAAAAACGGGGGCUCUUCGGAAUCGAGAUAUUCGCAUAAAUAAUUUUCUUCGUACGUGAUGGACAGUGGAAACGAAAUAACUUUAAUCGAGAUACAAAAAAACAAAGAGAAAAAAAAACGAAAAAAAAAACGAAAUUCACUAGAGAUUCGAGGACUAACCAGGGUUUUAAACUGCGUAACGUGUAAAUAAUAAAUAACGUCCUAUAUUGAGUGUAUGAUAUUAAAAUUUUAAGUAAAAUUUCUGUCGAACGUAUUACGUUAAAUAGUGUCACUAUAAUUAGCGAGAUGAUACCGCACUCUAGGACACGUACUCGAAAGAAAAAUCAGAGAGGUGAAAAAUUGAUAUUGGAAGAGUUUCGUUGCCUUCCAAAUAGAUGCAAACAUGUAGGACGAUAGCAUUAUAAUCGCAGGAUAUUCCUCCCCGAGGUGUAUAUUUAAUUAUUGGUUUAUCAAUGACCGAUUACACUGUCUAAAUAUGUAAUAAACUAAUUAUCGACAUUUACGAUUACGUCGUGGAUCAUGAUCACGUAAUAAUUAUCAUAAUCAAUAUAUUGCACCUGAACGACAAAAAUUAAUUGAAGAAGAAAUAAAUGAAUAAAGUAAACGAAUGAAAUGACUCGAUCGUGACCGCCAGACGUGAGAAAAUCGCGGAUUUCGUCGCGUUGUAUUUCGUCGUGUUUGAUUCGUGACAUAUAGAAUUAGCUGGGAGCGGGCGCACUUGGAGGUAUACUGCAUAGCGUUAGAUUGGUGAAAUGUGAACUCAGUUCACUAUACACAGCUGAAGGCUUCGAGGAGAGCGAUGGAUGCGUAACUCAACGCUGUAAUCGAUGGUGGGGCGUUGCGAACCGUGCGUAAAUUGAUGCGUCUGUAACGAAGGCUGAUGCAGAGUUUGAAUAUCGCGUAGACUGCGACACUUGGUUACGUCCAAGUAUAUCGCUCGUUUCGGUCGAGAGGGUUAAUGAAUGAGGUGAACGUCGC
Messenger RNA from Athalia rosae (coleseed sawfly), 6066 nucleotides. RefSeq lists its product as uncharacterized. The coding region runs from base 2635 to 4560 and encodes 641 amino acids. The record is from RefSeq and is a predicted model, not a curated record. Gene Ontology annotation, biological process: regulation of DNA-templated transcription. Gene Ontology annotation, cellular component: nucleus. Lineage: Eukaryota; Metazoa; Arthropoda; Insecta; Hymenoptera; Athaliidae. Gene Ontology annotation, molecular function: RNA polymerase II cis-regulatory region sequence-specific DNA binding; ATP binding; DNA-binding transcription factor activity, RNA polymerase II-specific. The transcript is spliced from 7 exons.